AUGGAUGGUGUUGUGAAAAAUGGGAGCAAGGGGGAAAGAGAGGGUGAUAAAACAGCAAAGACCAAAAGUGAAAUGGAUGGUGUUGUGAAAAAUGGGACCAAGCGGGAAAGAGAGGGUGAAAAGACAGCAAAGACCAAAAGUGAAAUGGAUGGUGUUGUGAAAAAUGGGAGCAAGCGGGAAAGAGAGGGUGAUAAGACAGCAAAGACCAAAAGUGAAAUGGGUGGUGUUAUGAAAGAUGGGAGCAAGGGGGAAAAAGAGUGUGUUGAACCAGCAAAGACCAAAAGUGAAAUGGAUGGUGUUGUGAAAAAUGGGAGAAAGGGGGGAAAAGAGCGUGUUGAACCAGCAAAGACUGAGAGUGAAAUGGAAGUUGUUGUAAAAAAUGAGAGUAAGGGGAAAAAUGAGGGUGAUAAAACAGCAAAGACUGAGAGUGAAAUGGAUGUGACUUCUGAGGAUGAAUCUACUGAGUAUGAUUCAUCAACAUCAUACACGGGAAGCUCAUCAGACGAGGAAGAAAUAAACCCACGUGAUAAAGAACAGAGGACCUCAAAGGGCGAGACUGACUUCUGUGUACGUAAAAUAGAGCAACAUGGCUUUGGUCGUAGGGAGAUUGAAAUUGCAGAACAAGAGAUGCCGGGACUCAUGGCAUUACGCAAAAGAGCCCAAGCAGACCAUCCUCUACGUGGGGCUAAAAUAGUUGGUUGCACACACAUUACUGCUCAAACUGCUGUCUUGAUAGAGACUCUGGUUGCACUGGGUGCUAAAGUACGCUGGUCAGCAUGCAAUAUAUACUCCACUCAGAAUGAGGUUGCGUCAGCCUUGGCGGAGGCAGGUAUCCCUGUGUUUGCGUGGAAAGGCGAGACAGAAGAGGAUUUCUGGUGGUGCAUAGACAGAUGUAUAAUCUGUGAUUCAUGGCAGCCUAAUAUGAUAUUAGAUGACGGUGGGGAUGCAACACAUUUAAUGAUCAAGAAGUACCCUACAAUGUUUAACCUCAUAAAGGGCAUAGUGGAAGAGAGUGUAACAGGGGUACACAGGCUUUAUCAGCUGUCUAAGACAAACAAACUCACAGUGCCAGCCAUGAAUGUCAAUGACUCGGUUACUAAGACUAAGUUUGACAACCUAUACAGCUGUAGGGAAUCUAUAUUGGAUGCCCUGAAGAGAACAACUGAUGUAAUGUUUGGAGGCAAGCAAGUGCUGGUCUGUGGCUAUGGAGAGGUUGGUAAAGGGUGUUGUGCAGCUCUGAAGGGACUUGGUGCCAUUGUAAGCAUUACAGAGAUUGACCCCAUCUGUGCUCUCCAAGCUUGUAUGGAUGGAUUCCGGGUUGUGAAGUUAGAUGAGGUGAUUAGACAUGUAGAUAUUGUGGUCACAUGUACAGGUAACAAAAAUGUGAUCACUAGGACCCAUCUGGAUAAAAUGAAGAAUGCUUGUAUUGUAUGCAACAUGGGGCACUCCAACACAGAGAUUGAUGUUGGUGCCUUAAGGACGACAGAUCUGACAUGGGAGAAAGUGAGAUCUCAGGUAGACCACAUCAUCUGGCCUGAUGGUAAACGCAUCAUUCUUCUUGCAGAGGGGAGAUUGGUCAACUUGAGUUGUUCAGGUAUCCCAUCAUUUGUGGUGUCUAUAGCUGCCUCCACUCAGGCCCUUGCUCUAAUUGAGCUCUUCAAUGCACCCACUGGCAGAUACAAACAGGAUGUUUAUCUAUUGCCUAAGAAAAUGGAUGAAUAUGUAGCUAGUUUACAUUUGUCUUCAUUUGAUGCUCAUUUGACUGAGUUGACGGAUGAGCAGGCCAAAUACCUGGGUCUCAGCAAAGCAGGUCCCUUUAAACCAAACUAUUACAGGUAC
Owenia fusiformis is the source of this 1839-nucleotide messenger RNA. The record is from the annotation of a GenBank genome assembly. NCBI's taxonomy places the organism in Eukaryota, Metazoa, Annelida, Polychaeta, Sabellida, Oweniidae.